Messenger RNA from Fulmarus glacialis (Northern fulmar), 1379 nucleotides. RefSeq names its product chromogranin A (parathyroid secretory protein 1) (gene CHGA). Gene Ontology annotation, biological process: defense response to bacterium; negative regulation of insulin secretion; negative regulation of catecholamine secretion. The transcript has 7 exons. The record is from RefSeq and is a predicted model, not a curated record. The annotation marks the transcript as partial. Gene Ontology annotation, cellular component: chromaffin granule. Lineage: Eukaryota; Metazoa; Chordata; Aves; Procellariiformes; Procellariidae.
CCAUCUCCCUUCCCGUGACAAACGACAUGAAUAAAGGGGACACUAAGGUGAUGAAGUGCAUUGUAGAGGUCAUCUCUGAUACUUUAUCGAAGCCAAACCCCCUGCCGAUCAGUGAGGAAUGCCUAGAAACACUCAGAGGAGAUGAACGAAUCAUUUCUAUCCUUCGCCACCAAAAUUUAUUGAAGGAACUUCAGGAAAUUGCAGCUCAAGGUGCCAGUGAAAGAACUCAGCAGAAGAAGAAAAACAGUGGUUUUGAAGAUGAACUUUCCGAAGUCCUUGAAAGUCAGAACAACAACAUCAAGCAGAGAGAUGCGGCAGGGGAGCGCCCUGAAGAGGAGCAGCCCACAGGGUCCCUGGCUGAGCUGGCAGUACAGAAAACUCAGCAAAAUGAAGAUUCAAGAGAGAAGGGAAAGAACAGCCUAGAGGAGAGGAAGCCCAGGCCACGGGAUGCUGACCCCAGUAAGAAGGAAGAUCAGGAGGAAGCAGAGAGCAACGAGAUUGGGGACAUAGAGGAUGCCCAGCGAGAUGAAGCUUUGGACAACCACAUCAGCAAAGACUUCAGCGAGGAUGAGCAGCAGCAGCGAGGGGAUGAAGAGGAGCAGCCCAGAGGCCCCAAGGACAGCCUGGAGCUCGAGGACGAGGGAGAGCAGCCAUCCAGGCAGGGUCAGGAGCAGAGCAAGGAGACGGCAGGGGAACGUGUGGAGCGGGAGGAUGACGGAGGAGACGAUGCUGCAGAAGAGGACCCUACUGAAACAGAGAGGUCACUUGAUUUGGCUGAGGAGGACGAGGAGGCUGAGGAGAUGCAGGGAGACGACAAUAACAAUGAUGCUCUGGGAUUUGGCAAAGAUGGGCGUAGCUCUGAGGAAGAGGAGGAGGAGGAGGAGGAGGAGGAAGAGCAGCCCCGAUCACUAAGAGGAGGAAGGCAUCGCCUGGAGGAUGAGGAGACGCAGGGGGAGGAGGACAUCUUCCAGCCCAGGGAUGCCAAAAGCGAGGAAACUGAGGAGGAGUCCUCCAGGGAGUGGGAAGACUCCAAGAGGUGGAACAAAAUGGAUGAGCUGGCCAAGCAGCUGACAUCAAAGAAGCGCACGGAGGAAAAUGAUAGUGGGGAAGACCCAGACAGGUCCAUGAAAAUGGCAUUUGGGUCCCACAAGUAUGACUUCAGUAGUCCAGAGGAAGAUGUGAGAAGGUCAUGGAAGCAUCACUCGAAGAAGGACAGCAGUGAAGGAGGCUUCCCACUUGCUCCCAUGCCUGAAGAAAAGAAGGAUGAGGAAGGCAGUGCUAACAGGAGGAUGGAGGACCAGGAGCUGGAGAGCCUGGCCGCCAUUGAGGCCGAGCUGGAGCGUGUCGCCCACAAGCUGCACGAGCUGAGGCGAGGCUGA